GUUCCGCUAUCCUCCUUGUAUCAUUGUCCAUAUCGGCUGAAUUAGGUUAAAAUGGCCAGCUCUCCUUGGCCUAAUAACGCUCAGGCAGCUGUGAGCUUCACAGUAGAUAACCUGGGUGAAGCACAAGAGCUAAAUAGUGGUACCUGGCCGUCCCAUAUGCCAGUUGGACAACACGCGUCAGUGAUAGAGGCGCUACCGCGCAUGCUGAAGAUCCUCGACGAGUUUGCUGUCAAAGCAACUUUUUUUUUCGAGACCUGGAGUCUGGGAGUGUAUCCUACUGUUGGUCAGGAUGUAAUUAAUCGCGGGCAUGAACUUGCUUGGCACGGAUACCAGCAUGAGACCUGGUCUAAACUCUCCCCACAAGAAGAAGAGGCAAUCUUUGAACAGAGUUUCGCUAAUGCGAAAAAGUUGGAAAUCAAAUACGAUGGCUUUCGGCCUCCAGGUGGCCAGGUGAACGACAGCACGUACGAUUACCUGCACAAAUACGGUGUUCGUUAUAUAUCUCCAGCUGCAGAAAAGGCCGCGAUUGUGCGCAACAUCGUCAUCUUGCCAUUUCACUGGAAAAACACUGAUGCCUACUUCUAUAUGCACGAAUUCUCUGGGUUGCGACGGUUCUAUGGUUCUCGAGAAGAUGUACUGGAUUCGAAAACAUUGAAAGAUCAUUUUCUUCAGCAACUAGAGGAUGCCGUGGGGUCCAACGCGUACAUAUCCUUUCUCUUCCAUCCCGUACUUCAAACAAGCGAGGAGAAAUUCCUGGCCAUGAGAGAAGUGGUAGAGUUGGUUGCCAAAGAUUCCCGAAUAUGGUGCGCACCUUGCAAUCAAAUUGCUAAGUGGGUGCUACAACAUCCAGAGUCGUUUCCAACUGACCCUUCCUGGAUCAAAGCUAGUUGGCAGUAGUUUGUGUUAUAAUGCCAAUGAGUAAAGGCAAUUAUAUUUUGACAUAUUCUCUAAUACCAAGACAAAAUCAUCCUUUCAUGCAAAAU
Molecule: messenger RNA, 983 nt
Organism: Trichoderma asperellum CBS 433.97
Lineage: Eukaryota; Fungi; Ascomycota; Sordariomycetes; Hypocreales; Hypocreaceae
Biological process (GO): carbohydrate metabolic process
Molecular function (GO): hydrolase activity, acting on carbon-nitrogen (but not peptide) bonds
Source: RefSeq, a predicted model, not a curated record